Molecule: messenger RNA, 867 nt
Organism: Cercopithifilaria johnstoni
Lineage: Eukaryota; Metazoa; Nematoda; Chromadorea; Rhabditida; Onchocercidae
Source: the annotation of a GenBank genome assembly
AUGAAUAUUCCCAAUGGUUUGACCAAUAAACUCGUGCAACAUUUGAUUACCGACAAGAAUAUUAAAUGCCUACUGCAUCGUUCUGUGCAAAUUUUAUCGAUUUAUGAUGUCAACAAGCUUUCAGAAGAUUCUGCAAAAAAAGAAGACUCAAAGGUUCUACGGAAUCCGCGUUCCAUUGUUGGAUUGGCUGCACCUCUACUGGCAUUUGCUCUUGGUGCAUGGCAAUUACAACGCUUGCAAUGGAAAACAAAUUUAUUGAAAAAAAUAGAAGAUAAGAUGAAGCAGGAAGUUGUGCCAUUUCCAGAAGAUAACUUGCUGUUAUUGGAUGAUCUUGAAUAUGCAAAGGUGAAAGUAACGGGCGAAUUUCUUCAUGACCAUGAAUUUUAUGUUCAGCCAAGGCAGCGAUUUGAUAAAGAUGGAAGUACAUCGAAAAGUCGACCUCCAUUGAAUAGUUUUUCGAGCCCUGGUGCGCAAGUUAUUACUCCGUUUAAGCUCCAUCCAUCAGGUAAUAUCAUUCUGGUCAAUCGCGGUUGGGUCCCUCCACAAAAAAUUACUCCUGAGAGUCGAAAUCAAGGACAAGUGCAAGGGCAGGUCACUUUUGAUGCUGUAGUUCGUCACACUGAAGAGAGGCCCUCUUUUAUCCGAAGAAAUGAUCCUGACAAAGGACUUUGGUUUUAUACGGAUGUUAAACAAAUGGCAGAGAAACAUGGCACUCUACCAAUUCUUGUUGAUGCAUGCUAUGAAUCCAGUAUUCAAGGUGGUCCAAUUGGAGGUCAGACACGAGUAACCCACAGAAACGAUCAUAUGAUGUAUGCCUGUUUCUGGUUCUCCAUUGGAGCGGCGACUUUGUUUGGAUGGUUCCUUUAA